CCUACAAGGAUUCGGACUUGUCUAAUUUUUCACUAUAAAUAUAGGCUAUGCCUUAUACACUAAACAGUACUACCAAAUUCCUAAUACUGAAUUAACAUCUAAUUAAUCACCAUGUCUUCUUCUUCAAGAUCAGCUUUAGUAUUCUUCUGUUUCUUCUUCUUGUUGUUUGUUUCUGCUGCACAAGCACAGUCCUCUCCGUGGCCUCGGUUUCCCUGGUUUUUUCACAGAUAUCCGCCCCACACAGCGCCUCCUCUCAACAGCAAUUACCAUCAGAUCAAUCUGCCAGGACGGGUUCUUGGUCCGGAAAGUCUCGCUUUUGAUUGCAAUGGACGCGGACCCUACGUUGGUGUUUCAGACGGCAGAGUCCUUAGAUGGCACGAAACUACGCAGAGUUGGGUCGAGUUUGCUGUCACGUCGCCUCAUCGCAAUAGGCUUCUAUGCGACGGAUCCUCAAAUAAAGCAUACGAGCCAAUCUGUGGGAGACCAUUAGGUCUGAAGUUCCAUCCGAAAACAUGCGAGUUGUACAUCGCUGAUGCCUACUUCGGACUGCUAAAAGUAGGAAGAAACGGAGGUGUUGCUACUCAACUCGCUACUUCUGCUGAGAGCAUUCCAUUCAGAUUUCUUAACGACUUGGAUGUCAAUCCUGAAACGGGAGUCGUUUAUUUUACGGACAGCAGUAUUCGCUACGAAAGAAGGGAUUUCAACCAACUGAUUAAUGCUCGAGAUAGAAGUGGAAGGCUACUAAAAUACGAUCCAAUAACUCGAGAAGUUAGCGUGUUAUACAGAGGAUUAGCAUUUCCAAACGGGGUUGUUUUGGCCAAAGAUAACUCGUAUCUUUUACUUGUGGAGUCUACAAAUAAUCAAAUUCUCAAGUUUCUACUCUAUAAUGAUCAUCACUAUGGAGUUCCACAAGUAUUUGCGAGGGUUGAUCGAUUUCCUGAUAACAUCAGAAGAACCGAAGACGGUCACUUCUGGGUCGCAUUAAACACCGAAAGAAAUCUUCAGAGCGGCGUAGCAGUUCCUGUUGGAGUUAAAUUUGAUGAAUAUGGAAGGCUUAUUAGAGUUGUGAAUGGCGAUGGUCGCAAUAGUUUGGAAUUUGUUAGCGAGAUUGAAGAACAUAACGGACGAUUGUGGUUCGGAUCUCCCAAGCAACCUUAUGUUGGAACCAUCCCAAAUUAGCCAAUUUCAUAUGUGUAGUUUGAUGAGAAUUUUUAUGUAAUGAUUAGCAUUGUUAGUUUCCGGAUAGUUUAUGAGCUUUAGUUUGUUGUUUUUAGUAAUUCUUUUUUACAUUUUAUCAUGUUUUAUCCGAAUUUAAGAAAAAUAAAUAAAUUCAUGGUUAUGUUAUGUCA
Mercurialis annua (annual mercury) is the source of this 1349-nucleotide messenger RNA. RefSeq names its product protein STRICTOSIDINE SYNTHASE-LIKE 10-like. The coding region runs from base 112 to 1179 and encodes 355 amino acids. The record is from RefSeq and is a predicted model, not a curated record. Gene Ontology annotation, molecular function: strictosidine synthase activity. NCBI's taxonomy places the organism in Eukaryota, Viridiplantae, Streptophyta, Magnoliopsida, Malpighiales, Euphorbiaceae. Gene Ontology annotation, biological process: biosynthetic process. The transcript has a single exon.